Pseudovirgaria hyperparasitica is the source of this 656-nucleotide messenger RNA. RefSeq lists its product as uncharacterized. Gene Ontology annotation, cellular component: membrane. The transcript has a single exon. Lineage: Eukaryota; Fungi; Ascomycota; Dothideomycetes; Acrospermales; Acrospermaceae. The record is from RefSeq and is a predicted model, not a curated record. The coding region runs from base 65 to 508 and encodes 147 amino acids.
GUCGCACCAAAAUUUCAAACCUCAAGACCAGCCUAUCUCACUGAUAAUCCACCACUCCACCACCAUGCCUACAUACAUCGCUAUGCUAGGACCUGUCAUCGGUCUCAAUCUCUGGACCUUCGGCAUGGAAGCAUGGAUGUACGCCCUUCGUCUGCCUGCCAUAGGCAACUCCGGACUCAAAUUCACGCCUGAGUCGACCAAAGAAGACUUGAAGAAACUUCCUCCUCGCGUCCAAUGGCCUGCAGAUAAUUACAACCAUCUCUUCGAACAGCCAACUCAAUUCUACGCCGUUGCGCUUACUCUCGCUCUCCUUGGGAGAGACACUGGCGUCAGUGAUCUCGAUGUCAAGCUUGCGUGGACCUAUGUUGGUGUCAGAAUGGUACACAGCGUUGUCCAGUCUGUGGCCAACCCGAUUCCGAUCCGUUUCAGUUUGUUCGCGCUCUCUGGUGCUGUUCUAGCUGGACUGACCGCGAGGACGGCUUUGACAGUUUUCGACAUCGCCUUCUAAUUGUUCGGAGAUUGGGUAAAAGUGGCUCGUAGCAGGGGUUGGGUUUCAAAUACUAAUGUCUGUAGAGCUCCUGAGAUGGAAAGUUUCACAAGACGCAUUGAAAUGCAGUUAUGUGGUUCAGACGGUUACAGCGAUAUGUCGGACCUCA